Laetiporus sulphureus 93-53 is the source of this 180-nucleotide messenger RNA. RefSeq lists its product as uncharacterized. The record is from RefSeq and is a predicted model, not a curated record. Gene Ontology annotation, cellular component: ribosome; mitochondrion. The transcript has 3 exons. Lineage: Eukaryota; Fungi; Basidiomycota; Agaricomycetes; Polyporales; Laetiporaceae. Gene Ontology annotation, molecular function: structural constituent of ribosome. Bases 1 to 180 code for a protein of 59 amino acids. Gene Ontology annotation, biological process: translation.
AUGGCGCCCAAGUCAAAAGCACGAACUAUUAUUGUUCGGAUGAUUUCGACAGCCAAAACGGGCUAUUUCUAUACGACGCAGCGGCUGCGUGUGGGACCUAGGCUAGCUGCUGUGAAGUAUGAUCCGAGAGUGAAAGCUCGCGUACUUUUCGUGGAGAGCAAGAAGUCCGCAAAGGGCUGA